UUCCAGGGACCGUUCAGGGUCUCCCAAGCGGACUCCCAGGCGCCCUCCGCAUUCCGUCCUAAAGAAAUCCACCCGAGAACUUCGCACGGGGAAACAAAGCCUAGACGCAGCCCUCGCGAAGGUCCCCGCUUCGCCAGACUGCAGUAAAGCUGUCGGUAUUCCUGCUCAGGCAACAGUAACUGGGCUCGGGCUGCAAUCCCGGGGAAAAUGCAAAACAACAACAAAGACAGCCAAAAUCCCCAAAUCACAAAACCGACCUACAGAACACAGAGUCCGUGUGACUCGGGCUUCCUGCAAUCAGAAGUCUUCCGGGGUUGAGUUGGCAGCUUUAUAAUGAAUCCCAGUAUGAAGCAGAAACAAGAAGGAAUCCAGGAGACUGUAAAGAAUAGCCCUGUCCCAAGAAGAACGCUGAAGAUGAUUCAGCCUUCAGCCGCUGGAUCUCUUGUUGGAAGAGAAAAUGAGUUGGCCAAAGGCUUAUCAAAAAGGAAACAUCGAAAUGACCAGUUAACAGCGAAGACUUCCAGUCCUGGAGUUGUUACUGUCUCAGAACACAGUGAAAACAAAAAUCUUGAAGGAGUCACACAAGAAGCAUUUGAUCUUAUGGUUAAAGAAAAUGCAUCCUCUCAAUAUUGGAAAGAAGUGGCAGAAAACCGGAGGAAGGCUCUCUACGAAACACUUAAGGAAAAUGAGAAACUUCAUAAAGAGAUUGAACAAAAGGACAACGAAAUUGCCCGCUUGAAAAAGGAGAAUAAGGAAUUGGCAGAAGUAGCAGAACAUGUUCAGUAUAUGGCACAGGUAAUAGAGACACUGAGUGAUAGAACUCUCCAUGACUUUGAAUCGCCGGAUAGUCAGGAAUUCGAUUCUGAAGAGGAAGCUGGGGAGGAUUCUGAAGGGGAAGACUCAGAAACGGGCACAUGCGCUGAAGAAAUAGUGUCUUCCUCCACGGAUACCAACCUGUGAACGUGAACGUGAACGUGAACAUGAAAUUCGCUAAUACGUGACUCUUGAGGAACAUACUGCCCAAGUUCACCUCUGCUGUCAUUCUCUAGAGCAGAGUGACCACAUCCUGCAGACUCUGCCAGCAAACUCUGAUGUUUGAAUCCUGGGGCCCUACUGUAUUAGAUUAAAAAUACCAUGUAUUUUUAAUCUGUGAUGUUUUAUGUAAAUAGCAUUUUCUCAGUUGUCAGACAUGACUUGUAUAUGAUAAAUAAACUUUAAAUCUCUUGUUGAA
Molecule: messenger RNA, 1231 nt
Organism: Oryctolagus cuniculus (rabbit)
Lineage: Eukaryota; Metazoa; Chordata; Mammalia; Lagomorpha; Leporidae
Gene: GMNN
Product: geminin DNA replication inhibitor
Biological process (GO): negative regulation of DNA replication; negative regulation of cell cycle
Cellular component (GO): nucleus
Source: RefSeq, a predicted model, not a curated record